AUGCCGUGGCUGCACCGCAAGGUUCCAGAAGCCAAGAGCCCCGGAAGGCGCCGAAUGAACGAAACGAACACGAGCGCACCAGUCGUGCCAUGGGCCUACAUGAAGCAAGACGGCGAGUGGACCAUCUUUCCCAAGGAGGACUGCGACAAGCUGGAGCAUGCCAUCGACGGCAAACCCGUCGUCGUCAACGACGGCCACUUCCAAGUCGACGUCAAGAACCGCGUCAUGACGCAGCUCUACUGGGAAGAUGACGCGGUGCCCGUCAUGCGCUGCAAUUGGCUCUUUGAGACGCGCAAGGGCAAGCUCUUGCCGAUUCCCGAGCCCGAGGCGAAUGCAAUCUCGGCGCUAUGGUCGGCGCUAUCGCCAGAGGGCGAGCACCAUUUCUGCGAGACGAUCAAAGACCACAUUACGGGCCGAGCGACCGUGAUGAGCUCGGCCAAGCCGGUCGACGAUGUGCACGAUAUGCUCAACAAGUCAUUUUCGCAGUGUACGCCGCGCCAGAAGCACCGUCACUGCAAGGCGAUCCACCACGGGUUUGACCGGUGGGCCGACGUCGCGGUCCACCGCAACGUCCAGCACCUCGUCUUCGUCGUGCAUGGCAUUGGCGCGACGUACGACAAGCGCAAGCACGGCAAGGGCGACAUUUAUGGCCAAGUAGCUGAGCUGCAAGCGAACUCGGAGGAACUCAUCGCCAAGUACUUUGAGACGCCGGGCGACGCCGACUCGAUCUUGUACAUUCCCGUGGACUGGUCGACAGUGUUUGAAGAAAUGGGCGACAACCUCCACGCGACCUUUGACCGCAUGGCGCUCGACUCGAUUCCCAACAUUCGCGAAAUCUCCAACGAACUCCUCUCGGACGUUCCAGUCUACAUGGUGCGCCAAACCCAAGUGCUGCGGUUCGUCACCAACUACCUCAACGUCCGCUACACGCGCUAUAUGGAGACCCAUCCGGGUUUUACUGGCGACGUGACCGUGCUGGGACACAGUCUUGGCGGCGUCAUCUCAUACGAUUUGCUGUCGAUGCAAACCGAGACGCUGGACGACCCGGCCUUGAAGCUCGCGUUUACGCCGACCACGUACAUUCAAUUCGGCGCCCCAACGGGCUUCUUCCUCGGCCUCCGAGGCAACAUGCAAGGCGAUGCCAUGGUACUGCCGGGCGUCACCAACAUGUUCAACGUGUUUCACCCGCUCGACCCCGUUGCCUAUCGCUUGGAGCCGCUCAUUGACCUGCAAUCGACGAUCACGCCGCCGUUCCAGGUCGAAGCCGCUGGGGGCAAGAAGCCCCUGCACAUGCGUCUCCAAGACUGGGCCGAUAGCAUUGGAUCGUCCAACAACAGCAGCAGCACCAAGACGUCCUUGGCCACGCCCAACCAGAGCGAGCCCGACGCCGACCCAGCCGACUCGGUGAGCGUCACAGAGCGCGUCGUCGCGCGCAUGAACCCCAAGUUCCGGUACCUCGACUUUGCCUUGCCGGCUCACACGUCGUACUGGGGCAACCUCGACUUUACGUACUUUGUCGUCAGUCAAGUGCUUGGCAAGACCCACCACCGUGAUGGCAAGCAGGACUGA
Molecule: messenger RNA, 1569 nt
Organism: Saprolegnia parasitica CBS 223.65
Lineage: Eukaryota; Oomycota; Saprolegniomycetes; Saprolegniales; Saprolegniaceae
Exons: 15
Coding region: 1-1569 (522 amino acids)
Molecular function (GO): metal ion binding
Source: RefSeq, a predicted model, not a curated record